AGCAGGGCUGGCGGUGCCACCAUGCGGAGUGUCCCUGGGGCAGGAUGCCUGCUGCUCUGCCUGCUGCCGGCCAUUCUCAGGGCCCAGGCUGGUGGGGAGGCAAAGCUCAGGCCUCCGCCAUGCCAGCAGAGUCUCACAAAGGUGUCCUGCAGGGCUGCUGAGCUGCACAGCUUUCCUGAAAGUCUUCCCCAAGGAGUGAAGCACCUCGAUCUGUCCCACAACCUCCUGCAGAACCUGUCAGAGAGCCACCUGCCUGCACUGGGGCAGCUCGAGCACCUGGACCUGUGCUCCAACCUCCUGGAGACCAUCUCAGGGCCAGUGCUGGCCCGGCUGCCCCGGCUGCACACACUGCUGCUGGGUUCCAACCGCCUGCACCAAAACUACCGGGACAAUGCAAUGGCUUUCAGUGCACUGCGAGGUACAGAGAUGCUGGACCUAUCAGCCAAUGGCUUGGAGAACCACAUGGUGGGGGGCUUCCUGAGUGGCCUCACUGCACUGCGGGCACUGCACCUGUCCGGGAACAGGCUGAGCCAGCUGCCAGCAGGCAUUUUCCAGGGCUCCCCGCAGCUGAGUGAGCUGGACCUCAGCAACAACUACAUCAUGGACAUCGAGGAGGGAGUGUUCGAGGCACUGCGGGAGCUGGCGGUGCUCAGCCUGGCCCUGAACUCCCUGCACUGCCUCUCCAGCUUCAGCCUGCGGCAGCUGCAAGUACUAAACCUGAGCCACAAUGCCCUGGAGAUUUUUGGCUGGGAGGAGGGACAGGGGCCCUACCUGCUCCAGGUGCUUGACCUGAGCCACAACCGGCUGCUCUUCUUCCCACAGCUCCCGGCUGCACAUCACCUCGUGCACCUCAACCUCUCCCACAAUGCUAUCACUUCACUGGACCCCAGCUCACACCACCCAGCACAGUUUGUGCUGCGCUAUGAGGAGAUGGCGAGCUUCAACACCUCACUGGGCACCGCAGCCAGCCUGACCCGCCUGGCCAAGCUGGACCUCAGCUACAACUGCCUGCAGCUGCUCCCACUGCUGUUCUUCCGUGCCAUGCACUCCCUGCUCACUCUCAGUGUGGCCAUGAACUGCCUCCAGGAUAUCACCAUGGAGCUGGUGACUAGGGACGGGGAUGGGGACAGGAAUGGCACAGCUGUGUGGCAGGAGGACACAGCGCUCUCUGUGCAUUCCAUGGACCUCCAUGGCAAUGCCAUCCGUGCUCUGCCCCAUUGGUUCUUUGAUGUCCUGCCCCAACUGGAAGCCAUUGACCUGGGCUCCAACAGCCUUCAACCCUGUGGGAGUGACAUGGGCAGCACUUCAGGAGGGGGCUCUCCAGGGGCAGAACCCUGCACUGCCUUCCACAGCAUCCCCCACCUGCAGCACCUCAGCCUUCGCAGGAACAGCCUCACCCAGCUGCUGCCCCGCACCUUCAGCCAGACCCCACUGCUCUCCUUGGACCUGUCUGAGAACCGGGGCCUGGCUGUACCGUGGGCGGUGCUGGAGGGUCUGGAGCACUCCCUGCAACAGCUCUGGCUGCAGGGGAACCACAUGGACAACAGCAGGGCUGAGAUCCCCUGCCUGGAUGAGCUCAGGGUGUUGGACCUCUCAGACAACAAUCUAAGCCUUCUGCCCAUGGGUUUGUUCUGCUCCCCGCUGCAAACCCUGGAUGUCAGUGGCAACAAGCUGCCAGCGCUGCCUAAGCAGGCACUGAUGAGGUGGACCCACAGCCUGCAGGCACUGUGCCUAGCAGGGAACCCCUUCCACUGCUGCGAGCUGGGCUGGCUGGAUGAGCUGCAGGCAGCUGGUGUGCAACUGCCUGACUUGCACCGCGCAUGCUGCAUCCACCACAGCAUCACAAACAGGACAGCACCACUCAGCAGCCGCCCGCCGUGGCCAUGCCCGCAGCCCUGGGAUGGCAAAUUGGUGCUGGUGCUGGCAGCCUUGCUAGGUGUCCUGCUGUGUGCGGGCUGCGGGUUGUGCUGGCUGCGGGGCAACAGGGUGGGCGUCCUGCACCCCCAGCCCCAAACAGAGAGAGAGGCUGAGGGGGGGCCAGCGCACAGUGACACUAAAGUAUAGCCAGGAGAACA
Messenger RNA from Coturnix japonica (Japanese quail), 2075 nucleotides. RefSeq names its product transforming growth factor beta activator LRRC32-like. Gene Ontology annotation, molecular function: protein binding. Gene Ontology annotation, cellular component: plasma membrane. The record is from RefSeq and is a predicted model, not a curated record. Lineage: Eukaryota; Metazoa; Chordata; Aves; Galliformes; Phasianidae.